AUGCAUUAUUUCGUGAGAAAAAAAAAUGAAACGAUUAACAAAAGAGACGAUUUUAUAACGAACAGUAAACUGAUUAAAAAGAACGGAUCAAUAAUAAAUGAUAAUAAACUUGAAAGUGGAUAUGAAAAGAAUAAUCCAAUUACAAAGAAAAUUAAUUCGGAAAAUGCAUUAAAUGAAAGCACAAACUCCUUUUUGGCUAGUAGUUAUAUGGAAGAAGAGGAAAAUUAUUCAAAACAACCAAGAGACAUAACAAAUCUUAAAAGACUAUCAAAUACAAAGGAUCAUAAGCAUAAUCAAGACAAAUGUCUAGACAAUUCUAGUACUGACUAUGGAAUGAAAAGUUAUAGUGAAAGUAUGGAAAAUGGAUAUUCUCAAAAUUUAAACGUGUCAACAAGUUUUCAUGAAAAGGAGGAAGACUAUGUCGAAGAAGAGAAAAUUGAUCGUCAGCUUACCUUUAAAAACUACAAUAAAUUGAAUUAUUCGAAUGUCGAAAAUGCUGGCAAUGUUGAUGAAGCUGAAGGCGUUGACAAUGUUAGUAAUAUUAGUAGUGUUGUUGACUCUGGCCAUGUUGGAAAUAAUAUCAACAAAUAUAAAGUAGAUAAUUCGAGAGAUAAUUUUACUUACAUUAAUUCAAAAGACAAAGUAUUAUUCGUAAAUGUAAGUAGAGAUUCGAAAAAUAACAUUAUGUCAUUAACAGCUAGUCAAAAAUACAAUAUUCAGAAUUCAUCGUUUUCAAAUAAUCUUAAAAAGGAAAAAGAAUUAAAAAAUAGUAUAAUGCUAGAAAAUGAAAAACACAGAGACAAUCAAGAUGUGAUGGAGGAUAUUAAUUACAAUUCUGAAAAAAGUUAUAUCAAAGUAAAUAAUAAUAAAACUGAUGAUAUAAAUAAUGCUUCUAAAAACAUCAAUCGAAAGGACGAAAAGUUUUAUGAUAAAGGACACUCAAUAAAGAAGCAUACCAAACUUAGUACAAGUGAUCAUCUGUUCAUUUCGGAUAAUGAACAAGAGAUUAAUAUAAACAAUUUUCAUUUUACGAGUAAUAAUCAAUCAGAACAAUCAAAUGUAGAAAGGGAAAAAGGUGCAAACAAGAACUCAAGUGAAAAUGAUGAUAUAGAAUAUUUAAACAAAACCAAAAAGGACACAGGCGUAAAUUACAAGAGGCAGAAUAAUCAUAAUAACAAUUCGAAAGAUAUUGAUGAACAUAUUAGUAGUAAUGAUAGAUAUUAUAUAGAAAAAAAUGAGAAAGACGAAGUAGAACAAAAAUUGAACUCAAUAGACUUCUCUGAUAAUUAUGAUAACAAAGAAGAGUUUAUUAAUGAUGAACAGUUAACAAAUACAAAGAAUGAACUUCAUCAAAGAAACAAAAAUGCGAAUAGUAAUGAGUUAAACAGUAGCUUUAUAAUGGAUAAAAUGUCAUCUGAAAAAAACUUAAAUAUUCAUAACAACAAAAAAAAUAAUAUAUUAGAAAAAAGUGAAAAGCUGAAGGAAAAUGAUUCCCACAUAAAUUAUAACAGGUGUUUAGAGCAAUCAGUAAAAUCUAGAGUUACUCACAAUAAUUCUAAUAGAACUUUCGUGGACACAUCCAUUGUAUCAGUGAAGUCAAAAGAUAGGUAUACAACAUCUGAGAGUAAUUCGGUGGAGUCGAGCAACAGAUUAGCUCGAUCGAGUGGUAAUUUAGCUGGGUCUGGUGAUAUUUUGGGGGGAUCAAGAGCUUCCAUGAAAGUGAAUCACAGUUACAUACUGUCAAGGAGCAAUUUAUCAGAGACAUUAGUCAACGAUGGUCAAACAACAAAUAGUAUGUUAACGCGACAAAGUGCUAAGAUAGAGUCGGCAUACAGUACAAAUAAAUCAAAUAGCAGGCACAUGGAAUCUAGAAGAAGCUAUACAGAAUGCAGAGGUAUCUGUAAGAAUUCGAUAAAAGAACAUACAGAAAUAGCAAAAAAUAAUUUAACAGAUUAUGAAAAUAAGAUGAAAGCAUCAAGAAAUAGAACAGUGGAUCUGACUGCAAAAUUGAUAGACCCAAUUUUUGAUCAAAAUAAACCCACAUCACGUAGUAUUACGGAAUCAAGUAAUAAUGUAAAUAUAAGAAGCAAUUCUGUAAUAUCAAAAAGUGGGAGAGAAAAGUGGACAAAUAACUCAGAAGAAUUAUCUAAUAAUCAAACAAAUGCGAAUAGAGAUAUGGAAUAUAGAAACGGUCUAACGAAUCCAAGCAUGGAAAAAUCAAAGAGCCACUACGAAAAAGAAUCAUAUAAUUUAGCCGAAUCGAAUAUUGUUGGGGAAGAAAAUAAUUUCAGGGAAGCUAAUAACUUAAAUGAUUCAAAUUAUGCUAUGCAUGCAUCUAUGGAUACCAUAACAGAAACACAUAAUACUUCAAUCAGCUUGAAUCAGAGUCAAAAUGAAGAAGGCUACAUUUCGAAUGAAUCUUCUAAUAAGUUAAGUAAGUCAGAAUACUAUGUGAACAAAUUGCGUAAUAGGAAUAACAUACAUUCCGAAACAGUAAAUAGUGAAUCGAGAAGGAGCAUAUCUAAUUCAAUAUAUAGUCAUAUAGAAUCACAUGAAAAUACGUUAAAUUCAAAUAAUUGUCUUGUUAGACAAAAACAAAGUUACAGAGAAUUAAACAAUAUCCUUAAUGAAUCCAGUGAUAGAUUAAUGAAUUCCAAAGAUAGUCAGAUAGAGUCAGAAAAUCAUUUGCGUCAGAUGAAUGGUAGUACCUUACAAAAUUCUAAAUAUGAAGAGAAGUUGAUGGGAUUAACAAUCAAUUUUGUAGAAUCAACAAAUAACUCUAAUAAUAAGGAGUCAAAAAGUUAUUUAAAUAAAUCAGAAGAUUAUAUAGAAGAUUCGAAUAACAAUUUAAUUAAGUAUAACUUGAAAUGUUCAAAUGAUGAUUGUGAUAAAGACCAACUAUUUAACGAAUUUGAAAAAAAGAAGAAACACAUAAAUGAAAUGAACUAUUAUUAUGGAAACAACAGAAGAUAUCGUCUCAAUAUAAGUGAGAAUAUUCCUAAAAAGAAUAUACAACUAGAUUAUAAAAAAUUCAAUACUUUUGUAAAGAAUGAUGAACAAAAAGCUGAUCUAUUAGUAGAGUUUCAAAAAAGUAUUAAAAAAAAGGGGAUAAUGAUAAAUCCAGAAGUUAAUGACAUUAAUCAGAAAUGUAUAUCUAGAAAAAAUCUGGAUAUUCACAAUAAAUAUCUGAUAAAUGACAAAACCAAUAACUUAGUAGAUUAUAAUGAAAAAGAAGAGGAUUGUUUGAAUUAUUUUUUAAUGGAUAAUAAUGCAAACAGUCACCCAAUGGAUACAUCUAAUGGUGACAUUGAAGAGGAAUUGGAAAAGGGGGAAUUCUAUAAUAACAUAGAAGAUAGUUUCGAAGAUUUUGAAAAAAAAAAUUAUAAUAAUAGUAGCGGCCAUAUUAAUAGUAGCAACCAUAAUAAUAGUAGCGGUCAUAAUAAUAGUAGCGGUCAUAAUAAUAAUAGCGGCCAUAAUAAUAGUAGCGGCCAUAAUAAUAGUAGCGGUCAUAAUAAUAGUAGCGGCCAUAAUAAUAGUAGCGGCCAUAAUAAUAGUAGCGGCCAUAAUAAUAGUAGCAGCCAUAAUAAUAGUAGCGGCCAUAAUAAUAGUAGCGGCCAUAAUAAUAGUAGCAGCCAUAAUAAUAGUAGCGGCCAUAAUAAUAGUAAUGGUAAUAAUGACAUUAGUGCAGAUUAUAACAGUAAUAAUUGCGAAUUAGAAUUUUCUUUCAAUCAAGAAAUUAAGAAAUAUUCCAAUAUACCGAAUGACUGCUCUACAUCAAUUAAUAAUAAUUUUCAAAAUUUUAUGGAUAAUUAUGAUAUACAUACAUCUAACAAUUUUGAUUUAACUAUGUCUAAUAAUUCAAAUAAAAUUGUUGAUACGGAUAAGCUAGCCAUGGAAAAUAAAUAUAAUUCUAAUUAUAUUAGAAAAUUAUCUAUGAAUGAUAAUUUUGUUAAUACUGAUUUGCAAAUAUCAUAUAUGGAGAAUGAAAUUCAAAACAGAAUAAAAGAUUUAGAUGCUUCUCUAGGAAAAAAAUUUGAAAAUAAAUGUGAUGCAGUUCUUAACAGAAUCGAAAAGUUGCUAUCCUGUGAUUUUUUGAGUGAACAUUAA
Molecule: messenger RNA, 4107 nt
Organism: Plasmodium malariae
Lineage: Eukaryota; Apicomplexa; Aconoidasida; Haemosporida; Plasmodiidae
Product: conserved Plasmodium protein, unknown function
Exons: 1
Coding region: 1-4107 (1368 amino acids)
Source: RefSeq, a predicted model, not a curated record